UUUUGUUUUUUGCCUUUAUUUUGUGAGGGUGUGACGGGUGUGCUUGUGUUUGAGCCACCGAGGCGGGUUUGAGGCUGAAAGUGACACCUCGCAGACUGACGCGCGUCCGCGGUCUUCCAGCGGAGCGCCGACGCGGGAACAAGUCGCGCUGUUCGCAGUACGAUGGCAUUUGCCGCCGGAGCGACCGCGCGUCGAGUCGCUUCUCCGAUCGUCAAAGAAGACGCAAAGUGACGGCGACAUGUGGCGAGUUGCGUGAGGGAGGAACAAACGAGAGAUUUCAGAUGUCCACCAUGUCAGCCAAUGGGAGCUCAGAAACAGCUUACGGGUCAGAGUUCGGCCCGAGCAACAACACCGGCAGCCGGAAGGAAAUGUCCAUCGUCGCCUCCGGCGUCUCCAUGACUGUGGGCAUCUUCUCCAACGGCCUCGCGCUCUUCAUCCUCCUCAAAUCCUACAACCGCAUCCAGAUCAAGUCCAAGGCGUCCUUCCUGCUGUUCGCCAGCAGCCUGGUGGUCACCGACCUGCUGGGUCACCUCAUCAACGGCUCCCUGGUGAUCCUCGUCUACGGCUUCCACAAAGAGUGGGAGACGUUCGACCCCCACGGCAUCACGUGCAGCGCCUUCGGGGCGUGCAUGGUGUUCUUCGGCCUGAGCCCCUUGUUCUUGGGCAGCGCCAUGGCGGUGGAGCGCUGCAUCGGCGUCACCAGGCCCAUCUUCCACUCCACGGCGCUGGCGUCCUACCACAUGAAGCGGCUGCUGGCACUCACCUGGCUGCUCGCCGCCCUGGUGGCGGUGCUGCCCGUGCUGCUGUGGAGGCCCUACAAGGUUCAGAGCUCCAGGAGCUGGUGCUUCUUCCACAUGGAGGGACCUAAAGACUGGCUGGACGUGCUCCUUCCCUUGGUCUUCUCCGUCCUGGGGCUGAUGGCCCUGAUGCUCUCCAUUGUGUGCAAUGCGAUGACGAGCUGUGCUCUCCUGCGGGCCCGACUGCGCCGCAAGCACCACUGUCGAGGCACGUCCUACCACAUAGAGAUGAUCUGCCAGUUGCUGGGUAUCAUGUUGGUGUCCUGCGUGUGUUGGGGCCCAUUGCUGAUCCGCGUCAUCAUGCUGAGCACCAGGGCCAAAGACGAGCCCGCCUCCUUCAGCCUCCUGAUGGUGGUGCGUAUGGCCACGUGGAACCAGAUCCUGGACCCCUGGGUCUACAUCCUGCUGAGGAAGGCCAUCCUGAGGAAAAUGUUCACGCUGCUCCACGACUGCUGCGGUCCAAAGUCUCGCUUCGCGCAGCGCUGGCAGCGCAGCGUGCUCCGCAGCUCGCUGGAGACCAGCAACUCGGGCUUUGGUCCGACCGACUGCCGCCUCCUCGGUAGAUUACCGGAGACUGCGAUCAAGUCCGUCGCCUGAGGCCUGAGGUCACGCGAGAUGAUAUGACCACAUCAUUUGAGAAAAGGAAAACGGAGUAAGCUAUGAAGUUGUGCAGAGCUUUGUUGGAAUACAGACAAUCAAAGUUACUGGAUAUGAACUACCAUUAUAAAGGCAGUUUUCCAGCUCUCUUUGCUUAAUGGAAAAUAUGAUCUGUUAGUCAUGUGCUCUAUUGUGUAAUGUGGGAUUCAUUUUUUGUUGUUGUGGCAAUACAAGUGGGUUUACAAUUGUAAUUGAAUUGUUUUCAGCAUUUAGUUUUGUCUUUUAUACUUUGUCUUUGGGCUUCAAAUUUGAAGAAUUGUCGUUUUUGUUCCAUUUUGAGCGUGUAUUCAAGUGGAAAAGCUGUAAUACGGCAUCACUGCUCUGGGCAUAACGCCACAGAGAGUUAAAAUACUUAAAUAUAUACUGUAUAUACAUAUGUAUUGCGAUACUUCAGCAGCCCUUAUAAGUUCAUUGACCAUUGUGUUUCCUUUUUUUGGUGAUGGAGAGUGACUUAACUGACAUCUAUUUAAAUGAAAAUAGUGCUACUUUUUCACCCCUGUGUUACUUCACGGUGUCUGUGUACAAAAUGAGUUUGAAACAUUCCCAGUGCUCAAAAAAUAUUGCUUCCAGGUUUGUUCUGUCACUCCUUUAUUGAAUUUUUUGUUAAGGAUUUUUACUGUGCUUAGUUGUCUUUUGUUAUUGCUGACAGAAGCCACACUUGGAUUCAAUCAGCUUCUGGACAAUGUCAGAUCUCUAAAUGUAUCUGUAUUAUUAUGUGAACAUGUAGAAUGCAGUAGACGAAUGUUUGUAGCAGGAUGCACAAAAUACUGUAACUGAGCUCAUGAUUUAUUACGAUCCAGUCUAUAGAAAUACUAGAUGACGAUCGCAGUUUGAUGAAAUGUAGCAUCUGUCCAUCUACUGUAUCAGACAGAGCAGUCGGUCAGUGGUCCACUCAUGCGUUGGAAGCACAUCAUCUCUGUCUCGUAAAAUCUAUGUGAACAUUUUCUUUGGGAUAUACUGUGUAAUAUAGGUGGAAAUUAAAAAACUAAGCAAAAUGACAAAUGUUGUCAUAGGUGAUGAUCAGGGUCAUAUGUGUUAGGUCGAAGUCAAGAGUGUGGCAGCAAGAUAAAUAAAGACAUUCUAUGAGUCCAUUUCAACCUAUUUCUAACUAUUAAAUGCCAAAUAAUUACA
This is a messenger RNA of Gasterosteus aculeatus aculeatus (three-spined stickleback), 2585 nucleotides long. It is a transcript of the gene ptgfr, whose product is annotated as prostaglandin F receptor (FP). NCBI's taxonomy places the organism in Eukaryota, Metazoa, Chordata, Actinopteri, Perciformes, Gasterosteidae. The record is from RefSeq and is a predicted model, not a curated record. Gene Ontology annotation, molecular function: prostaglandin F receptor activity. Gene Ontology annotation, cellular component: plasma membrane. Gene Ontology annotation, biological process: adenylate cyclase-activating G protein-coupled receptor signaling pathway; inflammatory response; positive regulation of cytosolic calcium ion concentration.